AUGCGUAGAUCACCGAGUAGAAGGCAGAAACAGGCGGUUCGUGUAGAGAAUAUACAAAAUGAAGAAGCAACAGCUCAGUAUUUUCAGAUCUCAAUAAACGUGCUAGAGGCUCGAAAGCUGGCAUGGAGUAACUCUCAUUCGGCUAGUUCUUACGUAGUAGUCGUUCUUGGCAAGAAAAAGCACAGAACUAGUACAAGAAGAAACAUGGACGAACCAUAUUAUAGAGAAUAUUUCAUAUUCGAAAUGUACGCGAGUAUACGAGAUGUUCAGAGAUCUAGUAUAUGGAUGGCGGUGAUGGAACCUCGUUGCUGUGCUUCAGCGCGGUUGCUAGGAGAAACCAAUAUCGAUUUGGGAGCUAUAUGGGUACAACCCCAUCAUCAAAUAUUUCAUAAAUGGGUACAGCUUAGUCUACCUCGCAAUCCAGCUGCGGGUCCAGUUGGAUUUCUUAAAGUAGAUGUCUCUAUAAUAUUUAAAGGAGAUAUUUUGCAUGUGACACCCGCAAUAGUAAACGAAGAAACUGUCGAAAGCAAUUUACUGGUACCAUCUGGAUCUGAACAACAACGUGCCAAUUACAUUGUGGUCGUAUAUGGCGCGUUCUCACUUCCAACCGGCACCCAUUGUCAUGGGGAUAGAAGAUUCGGCAAACUUCCCAGUACGUUUGUACGGGUCUCUUUUUGUGGGCUUGUUGUGAAGACAGCAGUACAGCACCGAAAUAAUAAUCCAAUGUACAACGAGCAGGUUUCAAUCGUCGAAAUGUUCCCGAACAUGAGUCAAAUGAUCCGGCUAGAUGUUUGUUCCAUUGAUGGUUGUUUUAAUAGAGUGCUGGCAAGUACACAUUUAAAUUUUGGACUGAUCUCUCAUGAUAGAGACAAUGGUUUUCUCCCAACCUUCGGGCCAUCAUUGCUGCACAUGUAUGGCAGUUCCUGCGCUGGUACUUUAGUAUCCACUGGUGAGGAUGGACCGUAUCACAGAGGUGCACUAUUAGUUUCCCUGAAAACUGUAGUGCCGUUUUAUCAACAAGGUGUCAGGACUACUAAUAUUGAACCAGUUACUCCAAUAAAACCGGAGAAUUUAUGGUCUGUUGAAGACUUUUGCAUAUAUUGCCCCAUACUGGAAGCGUCCAUGCUGGAUCGGAGGAUAGCUGGGAAAUUUUGUGGAGUUGCCAUUACAAUGGGUGACAUCAAUACAGACAAUAGAUCUGAUGAAGAGUUCGCGGCGAUGAUGAAUGAAAUUAAGUUACGAAAACUUCACUAUACGGGUCCACUUGAAGUGACGAAAACUCGGCCAGCAUAUGGCUACUUGGACUUCCCAAAUGCCUUCCCAGUAUUGCAACUGGCUACUAGAUUACCGGACUUUAGAUUUAGGAUGUAUACAAAUAAUAUGAUUUACAGGAUCGUUGCUGAUUUGGAAUUAAUAUUAGAAGAUAUUGAACGUCGUUUAAAGAAUUACGAAUACACCACUCCAAAUGAAUUGUUGGAUGAUCUCAACAAAGCCAUUGAUGAUACUUCACGCAACAUUCUCAAAUUUUUAGAUAUUAUCCGGUACUCUAGCUCAAAUAACAAUAGUGAUGACAUGGUACCCCAGUGCAUCACAGAGUUGGAUCAGAAGCAAUUGAGACUCCAAAAGGAAGAAAUAGAAAAUAUUUAUCAACAAAUAACUAAAAAGGCCAAGAGAAAUUCAAUUUUAAAUAUCAAUCAAUCUGCGAGUAAAUGUACGAAUGAAAGCCUUCCAGGCUCUAGAAAAAACGUUAAAAUACUUUUGGCUGAAACGAAAUCACUGGCAAGCAGCUUGAAGGAACUUAUUUACAAGACACCUGAGGGUUGGCCUGAUAUAGUGAUAUGGAUUUUGAAUGGUGGAUCAAGAGUAGCCUACACGAAAAUUUCUCCUGCCAACAUUAUAUAUUCAGUAAUACCCGAACAAAAUGGACGAAAUUGCGGACGAAUACAAACUGUGUUCAUGAAGCCUUUAAAAUGCCCAAAACAUUUAAACACGUUAGCUUCUGGUUGUUAUUGCAUCGCUGGAAAGAUUGAACUUAUUCUUUGGAUGGGUCUGUAUAGACAAAACUCAGCUCUGGGAACCUAUUUUCCCCAUGGUUAUAAAAUCAAAACUAGAAACUAUGAAAUGUGCCUCAAGUCUAAUUUCCUGAUGAUAGAAUGUCGCGUAUUUAUUUACCGUGCUAAAUUUACCAGCUCCACUGAAGCCACAAAUCUAGGAUACACUUUUGUCAGAAUUAAUGCAAUGAAUACAGUAAAGGAAAGCACAAUAAAACAGAAGACUCUUACACCAGUAUGGAACCAGGUAUUGAAAAUUCAUCGGAUGAUAUUUACAACGCAGGACAGAUUGGUAACGAAUCCGCCUUUGGUGUUGGUUGAAGUGUACGAAAGUGAUAUGACGAUGAAAGCGGAAUUAAUUGGUCGAUUCUCUGUAACUCCGGUGUUGGAUGAUAGACAAAGCUACGAAUACGCUCCAAAAUUGCAAUGGCAUGCAUUACACAAAGGUGUUGAAUCUACAGGUCAAUUGCUCAUGUCGGUUCAGUUACUACAGGUACCUGAGAGACUAAUGAAAACUACAGUCUACAGCCCCAUUGAGGAGUCCUCCUACGAAUCUGAUACGAAAGAUCUUAAAAUGGAUGACGAAGAAGUGGAAACAUUGCCUGCUAAUCUUAUACCACAAUCGACUACAUACAAGAUUGACGUCUAUUGGUGGGGCCUACGCGACGUCAUUAUUACUAGAAAACCUUGUGUGGUUCUAGAAAUUGACGAACUGAUCAUUAAAUCGGAUAUUAUUAUCGAUAAAAGAUCCAACUGCAACUUUCCCAAUGGGAGGACCUCACAGAUAUUUGGGGCACCACUUAAUGAAGCCUACUGCCCAUCUUUGAAUAUCAGAUUGUAUGAUAGUAGUACUUUUGGCAGAACAUUGUCCCUGGGUACUAACAUUGUGAAGAAACCUAAUAAAUAUAUUGUAAAUUGGAUAGCUAAGACUGAAAGGGAUACCUCAAUCAGAACAGCUUCGAUAAUGUCAUCGAAUUUCUUUCAUGCUACGAAUACCCUAUUCAAAAUGAAUUGUAACCCAUCUGAAAGCGCAGAAAUGUGGAGUAGCUCUACUCCUAGAAACGAUUUAAAAUCUGUAGUCAAGACAUCACUGUGGCGGAAGUUAUUUACAAGAAAAGAGCCAGACGAAGAGGAAUAUGUGUUAUUGCCGAUGUUUCAGAAAGAAAAAGAUCAAAUAAGUGUAGUGAAGAAAGUACCUAAAUGUGCCGAUCAAAAGGAUUGGUGGCAACGAUAUCUUAACUCUCAGAAUAUAUAUACCUCGGAGUUGGAACUCCAACCAGAAUUCUCGAAAUUUAGAGACUGGUGUGCAACUCUGAAAUUCUAUAAUGGCACGAAAUCAGGAAUACCAGAAAAAGAUGAGCAAUUAUAUUGUGGAAUGCUGAAGGCUGGCAUAGCUAUAUAUAGAUGGCCACCUCCUGGAGAUACGAUCGCUGUAAGCUCAAACGGAGUAGAUUUAAAAUAUGGAUAUUUCGACGACUAUCCAAUUAACGAUCCAACUAAAUACUUGAUUAGAGUUUAUAUAGUCAAAGGAAGUGAUCUCCUCGCAAAGGAUUUCUCUGGCAAGUGCAAUCCUUAUAUUAUUUUACGUUGCGGAAAAAAACGUCUGGGUGAUCGUACUUCAUACGUACCGAAUACAAUUCAUCCAGUUUUUGGAAGGAUAUUUGAAUUCCGAUGCACUAUACCUGAAGACUAUGUUUUGAAUGUUUCACUGUAUGACUUUGAAUCAGUACAACCUGACGAACUAAUCGGAAGUACCUGUAUUGAUUUAGAAGACAGAGUUUAUACAAAGCAUAGAGCAUGUGUUGGUCUGUCCCAUAAAUACAGUUUAACGGGAGCAACAAAAUGGCGUGACUCAUCGAAACCAUCUGUAAUUCUUGAAGAGUUGUGUUUAAAAAAUCAUCUCGCAUCGCCCGUGUAUUCAGAAAAGGGCACAGUUAUCGUUAACGGUAUAGAAUACAGAGGAAAUGAUCGAGAAGGUUCCAAAAGCUACAUGUCAUCGUCUGAAACUAAAGAAAACAUUUGUUUAAGCCUGCUGCAUCAAUGGCAUACUUUGCCAUUGUGUGGUUAUCACUUAGUGCCGAAACAUGUAGAAACUAGAACUCUUUAUAAUCCCCAUAAACCAGGGGUUGGUCAGGGUAAUAUUCAAAUGUGGGUAGAUAUAUUUCCACUUGGUACCAAUCUCCCAAUUCCCCCACCUGUAGACAUAUCGCUACCCAAGGUAGAAGAGUACGAGUUAAGAGUCACCAUAUGGGAUAUACACGGUUUGAAAUUCGGUGACAGUACAAGAAACACUCGUGAAAUAUUUGUGAGAGGGUGGAUUGGUUCGGUUAACCAAACUCAAGCAUCAGACUUGCACUAUUAUAGUGACAAAGAGAUUGGUAUCAAUUGGCGUAUGAUAUUUCAAUUCUACUAUCAACAUGCUGACAGAAUGUUAGUAUUUAAAGAAACUGGACCGUUUACGGAAUACGAAGAACGACUUCCACCUAUUCUUUUAAUUCAAGUGGUAGAUAAUGAUGCUGCAUCUUCAGAUGACUAUUUGGGAUCAUCAGCGCUGAAUUUGAAUGCUUUGCCAAGGGGAGAAAAGCAAGCCCAACAAUGUACUUUAAAGGUCUUGGAAUCGUCAAAAAAAGUGAAUCUAUUCUCAUCUAGAUCAAUCAGAGCUUGGUGGCCUUUGGUUUUUGUUGACAAAAAUAGUGGGAUGAAUAUACUAACAGGAGCUAUAGACCUUGAAAUGACUGUGCUGCCAAAAUACAAAGCUGCGUUGAUGCCUGUUGGAUUUGGACGCGGACCUCCUUUACCGUUACCUGAACCAAUGCGCCAAAAUACUAGAUCUAGUGUCGGGAAUGUCUUCAGUAAAAGUUUCCUUUUGAAACAACGUAGUUGGAGGAUUGCUAUUAUCAGUUCUUUGGGAGUAUUGUCUCUUAUUGCUGUGUACUUCGACAUCCCAAUUUUCAUAUUCAAAAGGUCGAAUGUGAUGCCCAAGAUGUGGUUGUUCGGAGCAAGACGAUCUCCGGAGCCACCGAGACCUUGUGGUCCGGCUGUUCUCUCCAGCGCCACUGUUGGCGUACCGCAGAUUCGAGUCAUCAAUAACGAAUUUACCGCUCGACCGAGGAAAAAAGGACUAGCUGAUGGUGGUAAACCAGCAUUCGGCGCAUCUGAUGGUAUACGAUUACCGUAA
This is a messenger RNA of Achroia grisella, 5229 nucleotides long. RefSeq names its product otoferlin-like. Lineage: Eukaryota; Metazoa; Arthropoda; Insecta; Lepidoptera; Pyralidae. The record is from RefSeq and is a predicted model, not a curated record. Gene Ontology annotation, biological process: plasma membrane organization. The transcript has 33 exons. The coding region runs from base 1 to 5229 and encodes 1742 amino acids. Gene Ontology annotation, cellular component: membrane.